GCGACGUGGCCAAGUUUACAACAUAUGGCUGACCAUCGACAAGUGGCAGCUCAUCCUUGCGCCAAUGCCAAGCAUGCCCAUCACAGACAUCUACCACCACGAUGGAAGCGGCAGCAACGGCAAGGGAAACGACGUCAGCACGCAUGCUGCUGCUCCCGCCGGCCAUGCCGAUGGUGACGACGGCAGCGACAGCCUCGCAGCCGCAUUCACGAACCUACCCCCAGCUGGUGUAGCACCCGCUGCAGGCACCAGCAGCGCAGGCAACAGCAGCCAAUGCGACAAACAGCAACAACGUCAGCAAGAGCAGCUUCUCCAGAGCCUCAGAGCUGCAGCUGCUUCCUCGGCAGCGCACAGCGCCGCUACGCUGCAUGCGUUCAAUAAUAGCGCCCUGCCGGCCCAUCUGCGCGAUCACCUCUCUUCCCAGUUGCAUCACCAACAACACAGUCGGCACCAUCAUCUACCCCAUCACGAUGAUCAUUCUCUUCAUCAGCAGCAGCAUGCGCCGAUAACCCCACCUCCACCGCCUCCACCUGCCCCCGCUCCAGGGGCCGAUACAGAUGCAACAGGAACCCAUGACUUAGAGGCGGACACAACGGACCCGCAGGAUGCCAUCGCCGCUGCCGUCGCGGCAGCUGCAGCGACUGCGACAGCCAGCCGUCAUCACGGGCGUGACGAGGACGAAGGCAGCAUUCAUGAUGCUGAAACUGAUAACGGUGCCGUGCUGGGAUUGGAGGACAUGCAGGUUGUCGAAAGCGCAGAUGGCGCUGCCGGCGAGCAUCCACAUGCCGCUGUUUCUGCAGAACUUCCGCAGCAGGCGCAAGAGGGCGAGCCUCAACAGCAAGGCGUGGAAGGCAGCAAUGUCAGAGAAGCAGGCGACCCAGGCUCCCUUGUUCAAGGCCCUGGGCCAUACACUUUCCCUACCGACCUGUCCCAGUACGAGUACGGGGACACGGAGGAGCUCACAUCUUCCGUACAGAAUCUUGCCAAUCGACACGGCUUCCGCGUCACGAGGCAGAACAUGCGCCGAGCGACGUCGACCUCUAUUUCCAAGAACGCCGAUGGGAGCAGCAGCGGCAGUGCGAGGAAGAGACUGAGGUUGGAGGAUACCUUUAUCGGCGGCGUCGGAGAGCAGAGCUUCAUCAAUAUCCCCAACACCUCCGAGCACGAUGCUGAUUUCUCAAGCAUCAGCGUCCAUAUUCCGUCUGAUGCCGCGGGUCUUGCGACUUCGUCCUCCGCUCCCACGACGACCAACGGCGCCCCCGCCAGUGUGGAUCAUCACACGCUCGGUGACAGCGCAGUCGACAGCGCCGAUCCGGACAACGACCCUACGAACUGGGUGCGCGUCGUUUAUUUCGCAUGUUCGAAAGGCACGCGGCAGCGCGCGCGCAAGCCGCAGGGCGACGCGCAGGAGAUCAAGGCGCGCAAGAAGCGCUCCGGUGAGCCGGGCCAGGAGUGCCAUUGGCAGCUCAAGGCGGACCGGCGCUCGCCAGCCGAGCCGUUCCGCCUGACAAUGCUGCGCGCUGAGCACAACCAUGACGUGCGCGACGCGCUUGACGGCAGCGCACCGCAUCGCUUGCAGCGCCGCGACAAGGCGCGCGUUUGGGAGCUUUACUUUCGCGGCGGGUUCAAACCCAAGGAGAUCGCCGCGGCGCUAUCGGCGGACACGUACUACACGGUCGUCGCUCGCCAGAUCGAAGACUACGUGUACAACUGGAAGGCGCAGGCACCCGAGGCGGAAGUCGCUCGCGCCGGCGAGCAGCGCGCCGCGAGUGCCGAUCGCCUGCGCAAGGCGACAGACGAAAACAAGAACAAAGAUGAAUACGCACGCCGCCUGCGCGAGCACAUGCACGCGCUCGAAGACGAGGCCAGCGAGAUGAUGCAGCACGCCCUCAUCGUCGCCAAUCCAAAGAGCGGUGCCAGGUCCGUUGGCGCCAACCCGACGGGCCGCCUAGGCCGCCACUACAAGGGCAACACGCUCAGGCCACCUGGCAAGUUCGCCGCUGCCGACCAGGCGAGCGAUCAGGGCAGUACCCCUCCUAGUGCAAGUCGGGACGGAGGCGCUGAGAAUGCCGAGUCGGCAGGCCCCAAGGAUGAAGAGCCCGACGCCGAUGGCGGUGAACAUCAGCUGCAACAGCAGGACGGUGACGAGCAUAACACAGCAGCCGCAGUCGCAGCAGUGUCGACUUCUCCCGCACAAGCUUUACCACAGGCGAUCAUCAUCCCUGCUGCUGGUGCUAGCUCUGGCACCAAUGGCUCCGCUUCCGUCGCCGCCCGACAUCCCGGUACCACCAGCGGCGGUGCCAAAGCCUCUGGUAAGGGCACUGCGAAUGGGCGCGCAAUCACGAGUAACGCCCGCACAGACCAUAAGCAGCAGCAACAGCAGCAAAAUUCGGAGGCAGGCCCAACAGCAUCAUCGACCACAGCAGCAGGAACAACAACAGCCGGUACAGUGCAGACGCCGCCGCCGCCUGCCCCGGCAUUAACAGCCUCGCCGCGCGACAUGAGCAUCGCAGUCGAGAAUGCCAAACGCGCCUUCCGCGAGAGCCUCGUGCAGCAGGGCGUCGCGGCAGACAGCAUCACGGGCGACAUGCUCAGCGAGAUGCUCUUGCGCGGUCCCGCCGCCGUGGCCGUCGCUGCUGCCAUUGGCGGGGGAGCACAUAGUAGCGGCGGCGACGGGCAGGAUGGCGCCGCCGUCACUGCCGGAGAAACGGGCACGGGUGAGGGUGAUGGGGGCGAGCAAAUAGGUGCGCAUGCAAUUGGAAGUGCCGUAGACGCGCAGGGGCACGCGCAGCAGUCUGGAGCAGCACAAGACGACGCAGACAUGGACGACGAUCUGGGCGUCGAGUUCUGGACGACGCUCAACCAGGAUCUGCAAUCGGCUACGUAGGAAUGAGCCCGCGGCAAAGCACACUCUGCACUUGUACCUCUUCAGAUAGAACAGAUAUCCAAGAGAUGCGAUAUCCACAAGCUAACGUGCAGCCCGCGUUGGGCCGAUGCCAAUGCAGCACUAACAUGAGGCCCAGAAUGACAGAGAUUGGGGCCAGGGAAGCUUAGGAUGUAUGAUAUUAGUAACAUGGUUGAUGAUGGACA
Messenger RNA from Tilletiaria anomala UBC 951, 3090 nucleotides. RefSeq lists its product as uncharacterized. Bases 74 to 2887 code for a protein of 937 amino acids. The transcript has a single exon. NCBI's taxonomy places the organism in Eukaryota, Fungi, Basidiomycota, Exobasidiomycetes, Georgefischeriales, Tilletiariaceae. The record is from RefSeq and is a predicted model, not a curated record.